Molecule: messenger RNA, 3658 nt
Organism: Atta colombica
Lineage: Eukaryota; Metazoa; Arthropoda; Insecta; Hymenoptera; Formicidae
Gene: Tfb1
Product: general transcription factor IIH subunit 1
Exons: 8
Coding region: 236-1915 (559 amino acids)
Biological process (GO): transcription by RNA polymerase II; transcription by RNA polymerase I; nucleotide-excision repair
Cellular component (GO): transcription factor TFIIH core complex; transcription factor TFIIH holo complex
Source: RefSeq, a predicted model, not a curated record
CCGUCACUUGAGUAACCUAGUGCCGUCAGUCGCCACACAUCGGUACAGGUCGAUGUCGAUAGUAUUGUCGUCUGUCCAUGGCCGCGCUUGCGAUGCGUCUACUGUGGUGUGUUUCUGUACAUGGCCGUGCCGCUUGGCGGAUCUUUACGUUGUUCCGUGGCAUUCGGCAAUCUGCCACUAGUAAACGAUUGUAUUUACUGUUUUUAAAAAACUUGUAUUACGCUUCACAUCCACCAUGACUACAUCCUCGGAAGAUGUCCUGAUGCAAGUGAAUCAAGUGCGUUAUAAAAAAGGAGAUGGUACUUUAUAUGUAAUGAACGAACGAAUAGCAUGGAUGCUUGAUAACAGAGAUACUGUUUCUGUCAGCCAUAAAUAUGCUGAUAUUAAAUUACAAAAAAUAUCACCAGAGGGAAAAUCAAAAAUACAACUACAGGUGGUGUUACAUGAUGGCACAUCAUCUACAUUUCAUUUUGUAAAUAAAAAUGGACAAGAAGCACAAAUUAAAGAUCGCGACGAUGUAAAAGAAUUAUUGCAACAAUUACUACCAAAAUUUAAGCGGAAAGUUAACAAGGAGCUAGAAGAAAAAAAUAGAACUCUUCAAGAACAUCCUAUGUUGCUUCAAUUAUAUCGUGAUCUAGUAAUCACACAAGUUAUAUCAUCGGAAGAAUUUUGGUCACAACAUGCUGCAGAAUAUACACAAGCUAAAAAGAUACAACGUCAAGAGAUAGGUGUUAAUAGUGCUUUCCUGGCAGAUAUCAAGCCACAAACUGAUGGUUGCAAUGGAUUAAAAUACAAUUUAACUGUCGAUGUGAUAGAAUGUAUAUUUAAGACUUAUCCAGCUGUUAAAAGAAAACAUCAAGAAAAUGUGCCUCAUAAAAUGUCAGAGUCGGAUUUCUGGACAAAAUUCUUUCAAUCACAUUAUUUUCACAGAGACCGUAUCAAUACUGGGACCAAGGAUCUUUUUACCGAAUGUGCCAAAAUAGAUGAUCAAGAACUUAAGAAAGAUCUUCAAACUGGGAUAAAUGAUCCUUUGGUAGAUAUUACUUCCUUCGAAGAUCAAACACUAGAUGAAAAUUAUGGAAAUGGUUGUAGUAAAGCAGAUAAAACAUCUGGAAAUAUAGUACAUCAAAAUAUGAUCAAGAGAUUUAAUCAACAUAGCAUAAUGGUUAUGAAAGCUAGCACUGCCAAACAGUUGAUACAAACUAAUCAACCACAAUUAAAUGGAUCUACACCAUCUGCAAGUAAAAUAGCAAACAACGAACCAGAUGAUGAACCAAAGACUAAAAAACGUAGAAUACAAGAGAAGAUAACUUAUGAUGAUCUUGAUAAGAGCUGUGACAUAAAUACAAAUAAUGGAGCACCGUUAAAUCUGAUGCAUGUAGAUAGAUAUUUGCAUGGACCUAUACCAGACUAUGGAAGUACAGAACCAACUUCGGAAGAAUUGUUCAUUACAUUAAAUCACUUAAAAAAAGAAGCUUCUGGAUGGUUAUCUGGUAGUACAUUACCGCGACAAACAGCUACUUCUUUAGUUAGUCCAGCUGCGGCAGUAUCAGCUUUAGGUGAAUUAACACCUGGUGGAUCUUUAAUGAAAGGUUUCCGAGAAGAAAGUCUUGGACAGUUAAUACCGAAAGAUUUAGAGAAGGAAUUACGUAACGUGUAUGUGUGUAUAUGUGAGUUGUUGAAACAUUUUUGGCGAAGUUUUCCUCCGACAACACCACAGCUUGAAGAAAAAGCAAUCAGAAUGCACGAAGCUUUACAUAGAUUUCAUUCCGCUAAAUUAAAACCCUUUGAAGAUCGUGUGCAAAGAGAAUUCUCUGCGGUUAGUCAGCACUUAACGAAUCAUCUUAAUCAAUUGUUAACUACCGCAUAUAGGAAAUUUGCGGUAUGGCAACAGCGAAAAAUGCAAAUGAGGUAGCCCUUCAUUAAGAUCCCCGUAAAACAGUAACGUUUAAAUAAAGCAGCAAUAUUGGUCACAUAUUGCAUUUCUUAAUGUUACCGUAAUUAGAUAUUAACAUCGAUGUAUUUUACAAGAAAAAAACCAAAGCUAUGCCAGAUAUAUGCAUCCAGACUACCACAUACUAUUUAUUUAUUUUUUUUAACGCGAUUACAACUUUUUUAAAUUUCGUUUUUUAAACUCCAAAUCCAAUCAAAUCCAAUCACGAUAAUACGUUAAUUUGCUUAUAAGAAAUACAAUUUUCAGCUUAUUUAUUUAUAACAAAUACAUUUUAAAAUGCACAGACAUUCUAAAAAUAUCUUACAUUCUGGAAAAUAUGUGUUUAUAAAUUUAUGUAAGAAAAUUAUGUAGUUGUAGUUAUCUAUCAUCUAUAAUAUGCGACUGUUUUAGUUCAACUUGUAAGAGAGAUGGAUGAUUACAAAUAUUGUAUGAUAUCAAAGUAACUAUGAUAUUGCCACUGUAUAAUCAAGUUUGUUAAAAGUUAGUUAAUUUGUUUUGAUAAUGCCUUCGUGAUUUUAAUUUUAUGAUUAUAUUUUAUUGAUUCAUACACAUACUUUGUUACUUUAUUUAUUACUUUAUUAUUUGAUUUUUACUUAUUUUCAUAAUAUACGAAGAUUGAAAUCGACGAAAAACGAUCUUUUUUUGCAGUUACAAUUGAGUUAAUACAUUUAAAUCUCUAGAUAUCUCAACGAAGUUGUAAUUUCCUAUCAUUUAUUCUACCACAGUGGCAUUGGUAUACUUUAUGAUAUCUGCGAUAUACUCAACUAAAUGUCUUAAUUGUUGAAUCCUAUUUUUCUCUCGUGCUACUAGAUAUGGUGAUCUGAAUUUUCGUAAACUAUUGAUCUUUACCAUAGCGAUAAAUUUGGCAGUUUUAAGAAUAUAAUCUAUAUUUCUCAAUUGAUUGACGCUAUUAUAAUUAUUAUUUAAGGACCAGUGACGAGAAAACUCAUUUACACUUUAUUUGCGGUGCAGAUACGUGCAUUCCACCAUAUAUUUGGCCUUGUAGAAAAAAUAUUUUGUCAUGAAACUUGUUUUUUACUUAUAUUUUACGAAACUAAAGCUUCCUAAAGAGCCGAAUUGAAAUUUUAUUUUUAAAGAUAGUAUAAUAAAUAAAAUUAUCUGUUUGUUACUCACCUACCUGAUAUAAUUGCGAGGUACCAUAUUUUGUCUCAUAGAAACUAUUUCGUCAAUGAUUUUUUUUAUGAAGCUGCAAAGGUGCAUACAGAAUUUAUACCGAUUUUGCAAUUAAGUAGUUUAAACAUAAUAAAUAAAAUUUGAACCUCAACUGCAUUACAAUGCAAAUCGAAUGAAAUAUUGAAUUUUUAUUGUAUCCUUUUUUCUGAAAAAAAAAAAAGGAAAUGCUCUGUACGCGUCUUCAGCUGAUUUUCCUAAUUGUGAAUAUCAUAAUUAUAUUGUGAUUUUCUCAAUAUUAUAUAUAGCUAUAAUUUAGGAUGAAAGAAAUUUGUUUUCGACAGAGAUCUCCACCGUGAUUCCUGCCGCCCUAAGAGCCAGUUGUUCCAUCUUCGAAUAAACUACAUAUAACUUACCUAUUGGAUAAACAAAAGAGUAAGAGCAUAAGAGAGUAAGACAGUAAGAUAGUGAAUUGAAAUUAACGAAAGGUGGAACAACUCAGUCUAAGUAGUAAAAUAUAUUCUUACAUUAUGAUUAUAAUAAAUAUUGUGAUGACGAAUUUUCAAUAUCACA